GCAGCAGCAGCGCAAACGCGGAGGCUGAGGCAGCGCAGCGCAGCGCUCAUUCCCCAUUCGAGAUUGCACAGACAGGCUGUCUCUGUAGGUGGGUUCCAACAGCUGACCCUGCUGCCCCAUCCAUCCAUCCACUCACCCGCCAACCGACAGCCGCAGCUGUGGAGAGCAGCGCACUUCGAGGAGAAUCAGCCAACGAGUAGCAAUUCGAAGGACCCGAUAACCACAAAAAUCCCAUCCACAUCAUGUCCGCGGACUCGCCACGCCGCCAUCCGUCCGGCGUUGGCGGGGGCGGUGUCGGUGGAGGGGGAUUGCGCGGUGGCGGCCAGGCUGUGCCGGCCAUUGUGCCGCCCCAGACGGUGUCGGAUCGCUCGAUACUGGACUCGGCCAUUGGUUUCAUCAACGAUGUCACCCUGGCCAAUCAGCCGGUGCAGGAUCCUAAGGACACAAUCACCUGGGCCCGCUUCGAGACCUGUGCGGACGUGAGCGAUCCCCGUUUCGGUGAUGAUUGGGAACUGGAGGGCAAUGCUGCCCCGCCGCUUCUCCUCAUCCUCGGCUAUGGCCUGGGUGUGCAAGUCUGGGCCAUACCCGCCAACGGGGAGGCCGUUGAGGUGCUGUCCUGGCGUCAUGGCGUCGUCACAGCCCUCCGAGUUCUCCCGACACCGGCCACCGCACCCGCCCUCGAUGAAAACGGGCGGGCCGAUGAGCCAGUGGAUGCCUUUGCCGAGAAGCGACCCUUGGCAGCCCUCGUAGAUGGUGGCAGUGCGGCGGCCAGCGGUUUUAUGUCCGGCGGCAGUGGCGGCUCUGGCAUCGGUGGGGCCAGCGGCGGCGGAAUCGGCUCUGGCAGCGGUGGCAGUGCCUCUGGAGUGGCUCAAUUCAGUGCAGUCAAUUUUCUGUCGCUCAAGACGGGCGUUCAGGUGAAGACAAUCAAAUUCAAGAAUGCGGUGCUCGAUAUCCAGGCCAAUCGUUCGGCUGUGGUCAUCACAUUUCACGAAAGGAUCGCCGUCUUUGAUGCCCGGACACUGGAGGAUCGCCUAACCAUCACAACCUGCUAUCCCAGUCCGGGAAUCAAUCCCAAUCCGAUUGCCCUGGGGCCACGCUGGCUGGCCUAUGCAGAGCACAAGCUGCUGCACUCCAAGCGCAGCGGCGGCGGCUGCGAUGGCGAGGGUGUGCCCAGCUAUACGGCCACUGUGCUGAAUGCGGCCAAAUCGCUGGGCAAGGGUCUGCGAGAGUUGGGCGAACAGGUGGCAGCCGGUUUGACUGGGGCCACGGCUGGCAGCGGUGCCAGCUCAAAGAGCAGCAGCUUCGAUUCGGCCAGCGGUGGUCCGGAUGCCAAGCAGUCCGGUGUGGUCACCAUUAUCGAUGUGAAGCAUCCUGUUAAGGACUACAGCCCCACGACGGGCACACCUUUGAGCUCGACAGGCGGCGCUCAGUCUGGCGGUGAUCCGAUUGUGGCUCAUUUUGUGGCCCACAGCGAGGCAUUGGUGGCCAUGGAGUUUGACAGCUCCGGGAUGCUGCUGCUGACGGCCGAUCGACGCGGGCACGAUUUUCAUGUCUUCCGCGUGCAACCGCAUCCGGUGGGGCCCUGUCUGGCGGCAGUGCAUCAUUUGUAUGUGCUGCAUCGGGGCGAUACGAGCGCCAAGGUGCAGCACAUUGCCUUCUCGCUGGACUCGCGCUGGGCGUCGGUGUCGACGCUACGCGGCACCACCCACGUCUUCCCCAUAACGCCAUACGGCGGCGCCAUGGGCGUUCGGACGCACACAUCGCUGCAUGUGGUCAACAAAUUGUCGCGCUUCCAUCGCAGUGCCGGCCUUGGGGCCGAUGGACGCUCCAGUUCUCCCAUUUCGCACUCGGAGAGCACCACAUUUGUUCAGUCGCUGCAGCCGUAUCACAAUCCCACGCUUCCCCCCUAUCCGCGGCCGUCGGUGGUCCAGCCCCUCGCUCAGCUACGACAGCCCUUUACCCUUGGUUCGCCGCCUGGUUCGGCUGGCGGCCUUGGUGGCGUAGUGGGUGUCGGGGCCGGCGUCGGCGGGGGUAUGGGUGUGGGGAGCCAUGGUGGCGGCAUCGGCGGCGGCAUCGGUGGCGGCAACAGCAGCCAGAGACAGCGACAGCGACUCUCCUCGCUGUCGGAUGACAGCGGGAAGCCAUUGAGCGUCUGCUCAAUAUUCGCCAAAUCGCGCUCCUGGCUGCUGGAGCCGCUGACGACAACACGAGAGGCCCCGCAUCGCGUUCAGCGCAAGGCCGUCGACUCGCUUUUCGUGAUGGCCGGCCAUGGAGCGCUCAUCCAGUACGAUCUGGACACGAAGUUACCCUCAAAUGUUGCCAAAGAGAAGAUUUGUGAUGACACGCCCAUUGAACUGGAGGUGGAGGCCCGAGCGCAAUGGAAUCUGGGGCGACGCAAGGAUGGAUCUCAUGAAAUCAUACCACCGCUGGCGCUGGACAAUUGGCUGAUCAAGGAUCGCCAUAGCAGCCUGCUGCUGGACAGUGCCCAUCAGUUCGAUGAGCCCGACGAGCGUGCCGAGAGCUGGUUAGCCCAGGUCGAGAUCAUAACGCAUGCGGGACCCCAUCGACGCCUCUGGAUGGGGCCGCAGUUUGUGUUCAAGAACUACAAUACGCCCAGCGGCUCAAAUUUGAACCACGUGGAUGCUGAGGCUGUAGAGAUUGGGGUUACAAAGACAACAACCACAACGCUACCCUCAACGGUGGCUGCCUCGUCAAUUGGCCCUGGCGUAGCUACUGGAGUGGCAGCCAAGGAGCGUUCGAGUCCCCUGAAUAUGCCACUGAAUGCGGCCGCCUCUCUGGCAGCCAACUCGGGCAUAGGAAGCACUGCAGGUCGUAGUGGUCCUGGAGUGCCGGUGCUAAUCGAAUCCGGUUCGUAUAGCAGCAUUGAGCAGAGCCCCAAGCUGAUGGAUCGCUUCCGGCAUGGCCAUUUGGACUCGGACUACGGACAUGGCGAUACACGGCUAAAGGAGGACCUGGCCGAUGCCAUGCGAGAGUCGCCAUCAAUGGCAGCCACGCGACGCGAAACGGGCCAGCCAUCAGGUUCUUCGGCAUUGGCUUCAGUGGCGGCGCCAGCAGCCUCCUCCUCCGUCUCGGCCAUCGAUAAUGUCUGCUACUAUGACGCCCUCGCCGAGCACGAGCACCUUAACGAUCCUGAUCACGAUCCCGAAGGUGAAGGAGGAGGUGAGGCGCCAGAUAAGGAUAGUAUGAACGAUGAUGCGCCACGGACGGCAUCAGAUGUGAGGUCAAGGGACCUGGGAAAGGCAGAGCGACGCCAUCUGAUCGAGCACAUGAGUAGCAGCAGCAGCAGCAUGGCCGCCCUGGCCUCGGUGCUGCCCAACAUAUGCAGCUACGACUACCCCACCGGUGGACAUCAUUACAGCGGCGGCCAUUCCAGGAUCGAGAAGAUCGUCAAUCCGCUGGGCACGGUUACGGAUGUGAAUGCAGGCAUCUCGGGUGAGCUGCAGACGGACAUGCUGGACGAGGUGGUGUGCCAGCUGGCCGCCGAGGAGAGCAUCAUCCAUGAGAACUGUGACGAGGCUCUCUUUCGGCCGGUGGUGGCCAUCUUUUGCAACGAUCUGGUCGAGCAGCGCAACCAUCAGCAGCAGCUGUUGCUGGCCAAGGAGGAGCAAGCCGCCGCCGCUGCCGCCGGCUUGGGACCGGGCUCGAAGGGCGGCGAAAAUGAUCACUGCAAGCCGCCGGUGGUGCUGGCCAAUAAGCUCAUUGUGCCCGUCAUUGCCAAGGAGGUGGACGAGGUGCUUGUCCAAAAAGAAAAGCAAAAGUCACAGAGAUCCCAGCACCAAAAAGCGCAGCAGCAGCAGCAGAAAUCGCAGCUCAAGUCCCUGGCGGCUGCCGAAGAUGCGGCCCAGGCACAGCGAUUUGCCGAGCUCUCGCAUCUCAAUAAGCCCAAAGGAGGGCCCAAUCCGAAUCCCAGCAAUAACAGCAAAACUGCCAGCAGUCAGAGCAACGCCACAGAGGAGGAAAACGUCAUCAGCAGUGGUGGUGGCAAGGCAUCCAAGAAAGGCGGCAAGCAGAAGACGAUCCUCAACAACAAAGGAGUAGAGAAGAAACUGCCCUCCGUGGAAGUGGAAGCAAAGGAGAAGCUCAAGAAGCAGACACAGGAUAAAGUGCAGGAUCUAGAUGAAAUAAUUGUAGUCGUGGAAGAGGGUGGGGACGAGUCAGAGGUAGAGUCGGAUCAUGCCGAUAGCUUGCUGGCCAAUAAGAGCAGCAUUGCCGCCGUCAUGGUGAGCAGUGCCAGCGCCCAAGGAUUGAGUCUACUUGUGGAGACGACCACGCAAACGGGCGAGGAUGAUACCGAGGGGGAGGCUGAAGAUGACGAUAAUAAUGAUGAUGAUGAUGAGGAGGAGCUGGAGAAGGAACUCCAAAAAGACAAGAAAAAGCUAGAAACCAUGACAAUCGAAAGGGAGAAGGAAAAAGCCAAGGAAAGGGAGAAUGAAAAGGAAAAGGAGAGGCUCAAGGAAAAGGAGAAACUUCAAGCGAAGGAAAAGCUAAAGCUGGAGAAGGAGAAGGACAAGGAGAAGCAGGCUAUCCAGGAGAAGCAGAAGCUAGAAAAGCAAAAGGAAAUGGAGAAAGAGAAAGAGAAGCUGAGGCUGGAAAAAGAGAAGCAGUUCCAAGAGAAGGAACGGGAGAAAGAGAAGCAGCUCCAAGAGAAGGAAAAGCUGAAGCUGGAAAAAGAAAGGCUCCAAGAGAAGGAGAAGCUGAAACUCGAAAAGGAAAAAGAAAAGCAGCUCCAAGAGAAGGAAAAGUUGAGACUAGAAAAGGAAAAGGAAAAGCAGCUUCAAGAACGAGAGAAGGAGAAGCAAAAACUCGAAAAGGAAAUGCUGGAAAAGGAGAAAGACAAGGAGAAGGAGAAGCUGCGUCUCGAAAAGGUAAAACUUCAGGAAAAAGAGAAACUCAAAGAGAAGGAGAAACUUCAGGAGAUGCUAAAGCUCGAAAAGGAGAAGGAGAAAGAGAAACUCCUGGAGAAAAUUAAGGAAAAAGAAAAGUACCGAAACCCAGAGAAGCAGGGUAAAGCAGGCGAGAUCUCUGCAGCAACGACGACGAGCUACCUGGUGAAAGUGAUAGAGGAAGCUGCUCCCAGCAAGAAGCCAAUCGAUGCUGCAACGGUUCCGGCCAGUCCGUGGAAGCGAGUCGUUGUCGACAGCGAUGAAGGCAGCGUUCCCAAGCAGCUGUCGUCAGCGGUGCAGCAGGAUUAUCCCACGCUGGGCAAGAAGCAGAGCAAACCCAGCAGCCCAGAGAAGACCACUGGCCCACUGCCAAAGCCCCCCCGUGCAGCCAAAGAGAACUUUGAGGACUUUCUGAGUGGCAUGGAGUCGCUGCCACCGCUGCCCGAUCUCGAGCCGCUCGAGGUGAAGCCGAAUGAGACGCAGCAGCAACUCAUCUCGGAGGGUGGCGCGUCGCUCAGCCUGAUCAAUUUCGAGAGUCCGCUGCAGGAGAGUGCGGCGACGAUGAUGCCGAUCAAGAUCACGCCGCCGCCACGAGGAUUCACCGAGAAGAACCUCGUGCUGGCCCUUUGCGGUUCCCUGCACUAUGAGGAGGAGAAGGAGCAGGAGCAGGCUCGAGAGCGGCAGAUGGCGGGCACCGAAAUGGACCUGGAACUGAAGCCCCAUCCGUAUGUGCUGCUGAUGGCCGGAGAUGAGCAACAACAGUCGCCGCUGGGCCUGCUACAAAAGUCAACAUCCACGUCGAACAACUCAUCUGGCUCCGAGGAGAUUAUCCUCAUGGAGGAACCGGCCAGCAAGAAGCUCAGCAAGAAGCACAAACGCAUGAAGCAGCUUCAGCUGCAGCAGCAGCAGCGCGAGAAGGAACGGGAGAGGGAACGGGAGCGGGAAAGGGAGAAGGAACGUGCCAGAGCACGGGAGUCGGAAGAUGAGGAGCUUCGUCCGCUCAUCAGCAUCAGUAUGUGCGAUUCUCAGCUGGAGAUGCACUCGCCCGUUAAAACAUCAAAGGCCAAACGGUCCGAGAAGGAGCCAAUCGAUGCGGAUGCGGAUGAUGAUCCCGAGGAUGAGGAGGAGGAAGAGGGAGACGAGGAGGAGGAGGAGGACGAGUUGAGCCAAACACUGCCGGAGGAUUUGCUCCAUUUUGGGAGCAGUGGCGUGGCCACCAGCGCCACCACUGCCACCACGAACACCGCAACAACAACAGACAGCGAGGGACCCAUCCCGGCCACCACAUCCGAUGACAAUCUCGUGUUUAGCUCAUCCACAGCCGCAUCGCCGCCGCACAAGCUCAAGACCAAGAAGCUGGAGCAUAAAAUAAAUCUAAUAGCAGCCAUCGAGGCGGCCACCUCAUCGUCCACUUCCUCGGCGGAGGAGAGUAGCGUGGAGACGGCCGGUCCCAUUGUGCUCAGUGGUGCAGCCCAUUCGGAUGCCAAUCCAUCUGCAGGCACGGCCACGUCCGCUGCGGCUAACUCUGGCGGUGCGUCUGCGAGCUCUGCCAUUCCCGCGACUGGAGCUAGUUCACCCGCUGUGGGUCUGCUCCAUGUCGGCUCCACUGUGGGCAUGGGCGUGGCCAGUCAGCCGAGUGCCACAAAGAAGAAGACGAAGCGGCGCAAGAGAUAAGAAUUAGCGAUUUGUUUGCUGUGCGUCUUCAGUCUCGUUGUGCUCUGGCACUUGUAUGCAAGCCAGGAGAGAGGCGUGAGUGCUGGUAACAGUAACAGUAACAGUAACAGUAACAGUAACGGUAUCAGUGCUAGUGCCCUCCAUCAGGAGCUGCAGGUAGUGGAGCAGGAGCCAACUGAGGUGCAGGCAGCAGUACAGCCAUCACAGCCUGAGACGGAGCAGAAUAAGGAUCAGCAGCAUCAGCAUCAGCAGCUAUCGGUCAAAGACAUUGCCAGUGCCAGAGCCAAGUAGGAGCUACAACAACAACAACAUCCAAAGACAGCAGCAAACAAAAUUCCACCACAAAAGCGAACAGCAAGGGCCAUUUGGUCACAAAAUUGAGUUUCGGAAUAAACAUAAAGAGAGAGAGAGAGAGAGAGAGAUGACGAACCGUACACCAUGGUGAAAUUACUUUGUACAAGACACGCUUGUCUUUUCGAGCGUGGUGAAUAAGUUAGUGGUCCUUCCCACAGCGAACAACGUCCCCUUGUUGGUAGUAAUUUCAGCAUGCCGUGCACCGUACAUCGUUCCCCUUCGGAUGGAUACCCCCCAACCAUAAAAGAUGAAAGAUUCUAGCUUAAUUCUUUAGCUGUUUUGCCAGCAAAAUAUCACCAGAAAAGCAACAAACAAAACAAAACGACAAAAAAAAACACAA
Messenger RNA from Drosophila subobscura, 7272 nucleotides. It is a transcript of the gene rudhira, whose product is annotated as breast carcinoma-amplified sequence 3 homolog. Gene Ontology annotation, molecular function: protein binding. NCBI's taxonomy places the organism in Eukaryota, Metazoa, Arthropoda, Insecta, Diptera, Drosophilidae. Gene Ontology annotation, cellular component: cytoplasm. The record is from RefSeq and is a predicted model, not a curated record. The transcript is spliced from 7 exons. Bases 243 to 6578 code for a protein of 2111 amino acids. Gene Ontology annotation, biological process: response to starvation; autophagy.